Drosophila willistoni is the source of this 1367-nucleotide messenger RNA. Its product is annotated as galactose mutarotase. The record is from RefSeq and is a predicted model, not a curated record. NCBI's taxonomy places the organism in Eukaryota, Metazoa, Arthropoda, Insecta, Diptera, Drosophilidae. Gene Ontology annotation, biological process: glucose metabolic process; beta-D-galactose catabolic process via UDP-galactose, Leloir pathway. The transcript has 2 exons. The coding region runs from base 150 to 1253 and encodes 367 amino acids. Gene Ontology annotation, molecular function: carbohydrate binding; aldose 1-epimerase activity.
UGUUUAAUUAAGUGGUUUGCUUGCGGCUUUUUUCGAGCGAUAAGUGCGAAUUCCUCUCCACCUAUGACGGAUAAGGCAUACAAUUCGUGUGAUAAAAAGCCAAGCCCGUUGAGUUAGCUGGAUCAGUUUCAGUUGUAAUUUUCUACAAUAUGGUUCAUGUGAAGAAGGAUAUUUUUGCCACAUCGGCAUUGAAUCCGUUUACGAAGAGAACGGAAAAUAUCACAAGAUUUACACUCUCCAAUUACUAUGGAAUGUCCGUGCAGAUCAUCACACUGGGAGCCACAAUAACAAGCAUUAAAUAUCCCGAUGUGAAUGGUCAAAUAGACGAUGUAUGUCUUGGAUUUGAUGAUCUGGCCGGUUAUCAGAGUACGAGAAAUCCAUAUUUUGGAGCCUCUAUCGGACGUGUCUGCAAUCGUGUGGCCAAUGGAAGAUUUAGACUGGAUGGCAAAGUGAUUGAAGUAUCAAAGAAUCGUGAUAAUAAAUUCCAACUUCAUGGCGGAUUUGUGGGCUUCGAUAAGGCCCAUUGGGAGGUGGAGAAAGUGCUUCCAGAUGGGGUCAUUCUCAAGCAUAUCAAUCCCGAUGGACACGAAGGUUAUCCAGGCCAAGUGACAGUGCUGGCCACGUUCAGGCUAGGCGAAGACAAUUGCCUGACUGUUAGUUUCCAGGCAGAGACGACCAAACCAACGCCCAUUAAUCUCACCAAUCAUGCUUAUUUCAACUUAGCUGGACAUAAAUCUGGUGCCAAAGGUCUCUAUGAGCAUACCGUUGAAAUAAAUGCCUUUGGCAUAACCGAAACCGACACCGAUUCCAUUCCAACCGGCGAGAUAACACCCCUCGAGGGUAGUCCGUAUAAUUUGCAAGUUGCUGCCAAUUUAGGUGAUCGCCUUGCCCUGAUCCAUCCUGCCCUGGGCUUCGAUGAUAAUUAUUGUGUUAAGUCUGAACCAUCGCAACCGUGGAAUUUCGUUGCUCGUGUCUCCCAUCCAGCCAAAGGUCGUUGGCUCGAAGUGGUCAGCAAUCAGCCGGGUGUGCAAUUUUAUACAUCCAAUUUUAUGCCCGAUGUGGAACGCGGUGAAGUGCCCAUUCCGGGCAAGGAUAAUGCUGCUUAUGCCAAACAUGGUGCCUUUUGUUUAGAAACUCAAAAGUAUCCCGAUUCCGUGAAUCAUUCCAAUUUUCCCACUACCAUUGUACGACCUGGUGAGCAAUAUAAUCAUGAGAUCAUUUACAAGUUCGGUGUGGUUUUUGCUCAAAAGUGAUCUUUGUGCAAAAAUGUCUCGUAUAACACUUUGACAAUAUUUUGUUAUUAUACUUACAUAUAUAAAAUUGCAUUUGAUGUUAUCAAAAUAAAGAUUUGUUUACUUCAUAUCGUA